This is a messenger RNA of Parastagonospora nodorum SN15, 1173 nucleotides long. RefSeq lists its product as hypothetical. The record is from RefSeq and is a predicted model, not a curated record. Bases 1 to 1173 code for a protein of 390 amino acids. NCBI's taxonomy places the organism in Eukaryota, Fungi, Ascomycota, Dothideomycetes, Pleosporales, Phaeosphaeriaceae. The transcript has a single exon.
AUGUCGCGCUCAUACAGCCAGAUGUGUCCAAGUCGAUUCCCCUCACCAACACCAUCUCGUGAGACAAGCCCAGGGCCUUCUAUCAGACUUGAAAGUCCAUCUGUAUCGCCCCAGCAUCCUGUCCCUUCCCUGAACUUCACGGCAUCAGGAUCGUUCCGCAAGCGCCCUCGGAUUGCAGACUCGCAAAGUGAGCCGGUCGUACCCAGAAAUGACGACCAAGCUUCAUCUCCAUCACCGUCUUAUCUAUCGCCUGAAACACAUGCCACCAAUCGACGAAGAGCAUCUGAUCCGCUUCAAGGUAGCAUGCAGAGUCCCAACCCUGGGCAACGACGACGAAUUCGAGCAGUCAGCGCUCAAUCGGGUCGUCGGCCACGUUCUCCCCGUAUCGCACGACAGCCCAUCCUGCUAUCCACCUCUCAAUCUUCCCGUCUCAUCGACACUCAAUUGCGUGAAAAGCUCCGAGAAACCCUUACGCCUAAGGACGCCAUAGGCACCAUAGGCACCAUCUACACGUUCGAAAACCCAGACCGCCCCGAUCUCGGCGUCAAAAUCGGUCUUACGGAAUGCGCCGACUAUACCAAACGCAUUGAGUCGCAUCGCAAGCGUUGCAAAUUCGAGCCAGACGAGAUCGUUUUCCAGCACAAUGUGCAGAAUUGCUUCCGUACGGAGCAGCUCAUUCUGGCAGAAUUGAGCGAUCGCAGGAGGUAUUGGGAGUGCGAAGAAUGCAAGCCUGGGAAGACUAUAAGACAUGGAGAGUGGUCGCUUAUUAGCAGGGAAGAAGCGACCACGGCUGUGCAGAAGUGGACAAAGUUCAUGGAUGAACAGAAGCCGUAUGAUUGCAUGGGGAAUUUAACACCCUUGUGGUCCUAUCUUCUACACACACGUAAAUUCAAUGAAGGUGCCGAUCACGACGCGCGCAGGGAACAAUGGAACGCCAUCCUCGCUGCUCCGACAUACCGCGAGUACUGUGGCUUCAUGAUCGAUAGACUGGUCCGGACGUGGCGAGCACUCCACAGUACGAUUUUGCGUAUUUGGCCAUGGUGCAAGGCUUUCUUCUGGCAAAUGUCGACUUUGACAUAUGGAUUCGUGGCAUUGGUUGCGUUUCGGAAUGCUUUGGCAUCGAGUGCGUUCGCUCUGUUCUCGCUUUGUGCAUGUAUUAAGUGCACGUCCUGA